This is a messenger RNA of Glycine soja, 1302 nucleotides long. RefSeq lists its product as uncharacterized. Bases 1 to 1302 code for a protein of 433 amino acids. Lineage: Eukaryota; Viridiplantae; Streptophyta; Magnoliopsida; Fabales; Fabaceae. The record is from RefSeq and is a predicted model, not a curated record. The transcript is spliced from 2 exons.
AUGAACCUUAGUUCUAUCAUCAAGUUGUUCCUUAUCUUGAAUGGCGUCGAGCAAUGCAUGAGGAAAUCCAAGCUCUUGAAGCAAAUUCCACUUGGACACUUGUUCCAUUACCACCUGAUAAGCACUGUUAUACAACAAGCUGGGAUCGAUUUCUCUGAUACAUUCUCUCUAGUAGCCAAACUUACCACUGUGAGAGUUCUGCUUUGUGUUCCUGCUGCUAAAAACUGGUGCCUCCUCCAAUUGGAUGCUAAUAAUGCCUUUUUGAAUGGAGAUUUGUUUGAAGAAGUUUAUAUGGAACUUCCCAAGGGAUACAGGUCAGCCAAUCCUUCAUUUGUAUGCAAAUUGAACAAAUCAUUAUAUGGCUUAAAACAAGCCUCUAGACAAUGGUUCUGUAAGUUCUCCACUACUCUUCUUAGUCAUGGAUUCCAACAAUCCAAGCAUGAUUACUCCUUUUUCACCAUUGGCUCAGGAAAUUCCUUAGUCAUUUUACUAGUAUAUGUAGAUGACAUCAUCCUGUCAGGACCCAAUCUUGCCUCUAUACAAGUUGUUCAGACCAAAUUACAGCUUUUGUUUCAAUUGAAGAUCCUUGGCCCUUUGAAAUAUUUUCUUGGCUUAGAAAUAGCCAAAUCCAACAGAGGUAUGUCACUAUCCCAGCGAAAGUAUGCUCUAUCUCUUUUGGAAGAUACAGGUUUCUUGGCCUGCAAACCUUCCAAUAUACCAAUGGAUCCCAAUCUGAAACUCAAUCUUCAUGAUGGAGACUUACUCCCUGAUCCAUCAAUAUACAAAAGAUUAAUUGGUAGAUUGCUUUAUUUGACCAUCUCACGACCUGAUAUCACCUUUGUUGUGAAUUGCUUAAGUCAGUAUAUGAAAGCCCCUAGAGUUCCUCACCUACAUGUUAUUCAUCAUCUUCUGCAGUAUAUCAAAUCUGCUCCUAGACAAGGUUUGUUUUUCCCUGCUCAGAACUCUCUCAACCUCACUACCUUUGCUGAUGUUGAUUGGGUCAGCUUUGUUGAUACCAGAAGAUACACUUUUGGAUUUUGUGUCUUUCUUGGAAACAACCUUCUUUCUUGGCGUUCUAAGAAACAACCCACUGUUUCAAAAUCAUCCACCGAAGCUGAAUAUCAUGUCUUGUCUUUUGUUACUAGUGAAAUUGUUUGGUUAAGCAAGUUACUUCUUUACUUUGAAGUUGAUGUGCCCUCUGUGAUGCUAUUUUGUGAUAAUAAAUCUGCUAUAAGUCUUGUUUCAAACCCUGCUCAUCAUGAACGAUCCAAGCACAUUGACAUUGAUCAUCAUUUCAUCUGA